AUGGCGCACUCCGCAAGAACUUUUUCUGAUUAUAAGUCAAUUGCUUUGCGCGAGCCUAGGAAUGCUAGGCUAGAAAAAGAUCUUGAAAUUGCAUUUUAUAAUCUUGCAAAAGAAAGGAAAAUAGGUAUUGAUAUUGAUCAGGAAAUCCAUGAAACUGAGGAAGAAAUAAAAGAGUUGGAAUUGAAAACUAAGCGUUGACUUGAAAUAAAGCAAGUUUUAAAUGAUGUCAAUGUUUCUGAAAGAAAGUUAGAAAUUGCACAAGCACAGUUAAACGAAAUCUGUAAAGAAAAUUGAAUAUUCAGAGACCAAAUUGAUUAUGUUAGAAGAGAAUUGCUAUUGAAAAAAGAAAUAAUAGAUAACCUAGAAGAUGAUAUAGAAACAUGCAAUCAUAAAAUAAAAAAUAAAUGCAAGGAAACAAAGAAUAUUGAGUCAGAGACAAAUCAUAUUGAAAUUAAUCUAUUAAGAAGCAAAAGUGCUAAUUCUAGGCAAAGAUUCCAUCUUAAAAUAGAAGAAUUAACGAGUGUCUUGCAUCAAGAAAAAAUUAAGCAGGUCCAAACUGCAAGAAUGCUGAAGGAGAAUAUAAAUUUGCAAUUUUAUCGACCAUUGAAUGUAUUAGGAAGUACUAAAAUUCUGACUCUUUUAACUCAAAAGUGCUUAGAAAGAAUAAAAGAUAAAGAAAAUGAGAUAAAAAGUUUUGAAAAUCACAUACCAAUUUAUAAUAGAUAAAACAGGCUCUCAAAUUAAAUUUUUUUUCGAAUAUUUUUAUGCGAAAUUGUUAAAAUUUGUUUUAUUAUAUAUUAUUUGAAUAUAUUAAUGAAUUGGAAAAUAUGUUUGAAGAGCUUCGGCACAGCUCAAACCUAUCCUCUAUUGAAGAGAUUGCUAUAGAAUAUGUCUCUUCUGAAGAAAAUAAUGCAGCAAUUGUCAAAUAUUUAAGCGAAGUGAACAUUGAAAUAGACCAAUUAAAAAACUCUCUUUUAAGUGUACAAGAAUUGAUUAACGAAUGCAAAAAAAACCACAAGUCAAGUGAGGCUUCAGCUGCAAAUUUAUUUGAAGACCUAACAGCAAAAAUUGAUGCUGCGAAUCUAAAAAAUGUUGAAUUAAAUCAAAAAAGCAUAAAAAUUCAAGAGCAGAUUUCGCUGCUGAUUUCUUUUUUUCAGGUGACAAUAAUUUAGAAAACCUAUGAUCUUUGUAAAAUGCAUCCUCUCAAUAUCCCAUCAGGAAGAAAGGCAGAAAUUGAAUAUAUUGCAGAUGGGGGGAAUUUAAGCAAAGAUCAAAUUUUUUCCAACAUCGGAUUUAUAGAAGAGUAUGCAACUUAUAUGAACAAAAUAAGAAGUCUUCUAUUAAGUGAGAAUCUGUCUUUAUAA
Blepharisma stoltei is the source of this 1364-nucleotide messenger RNA. The record is from the annotation of a GenBank genome assembly. NCBI's taxonomy places the organism in Eukaryota, Ciliophora, Heterotrichea, Heterotrichida, Blepharismidae.